AGACGGACAGACAUGCUUAGAUCAGUUCAGAUUAUGAUUUUGAAUCGAUCGGCACAAUAAAAGGUUCGUUUGUCUUCAGCCCUUCCGCGUAUUACACUAACUUAAUAUAACCUGUACGACAAGUGGUGUAGUGUAUAAAAAAAACAAAAAAGAAAAAAAUUUUCAUUUCAAUAAGAGAAGUCAUAGAAGUUAAUGUCAAACCCUUUGGGAAAAUAAGGAAAAGAUUUUCGUGAAGGAGAAGAAAAAAUUGGAAACGAUCAAGACAAUCGAAGUUUAGCGGUAAAAUACGUUAUAAAGGCAUACGAUAGUACAAUAAAGAAUGGAAAAAACCCCUAAACGGAGUGUUGUCCCUGCUCCACGUAAAAGAACGGUCGUAAAAUUCGAGCUAUCUGAAGCUCAGAAAACUGAUAUAAAACAAGCUUUCGAUCUCUUCGAUAUCGAUUGUACCGGCUUUAUUGAAGAGAAGGAACUAAAGGUCGCUAUACGGGCAUUGGGAUUUGAACCGAAAAAGGAAGAAAUCAAGCGGAUGAUAGAUGAUAUUGAUCGAGAUGGGACGCAACGUAUAAGUUUUGAUGAUUUUUUGCAUUUAAUGACAUUGAAAAUGGCCGAAAAAGAUACGAAAGAAGAGAUACUUAAAGCGUUUCGUUUAUUUGAUGAUGAUGGAACUGGAAGAAUUACAUUUAAAAAUUUAAAACGCGUAGCCAGAGAAUUGGGCGAAAAACUCACGGACGAAGAGUUACGAGAAAUGAUUGAUGAAACCGAUGUGGAUGGUGAUGGCGAAGUUGAUCAAGAGGAGUUUUUGCGCAUAAUGAGAAGAACGAGUCUAUAUUGAGAAAAUGAAAGAGAACAUAUUCUCAAUAUCUUUCAAGUUUUUCUCUAUAACAUGAUUACAAUCCAAAUAUCAAAUUUGAAAUUUUGAAGGGACCCUAGAGCC
Molecule: messenger RNA, 934 nt
Organism: Glossina fuscipes
Lineage: Eukaryota; Metazoa; Arthropoda; Insecta; Diptera; Glossinidae
Product: caltractin-like
Exons: 1
Coding region: 320-832 (170 amino acids)
Biological process (GO): mitotic cell cycle; centriole replication
Cellular component (GO): centriole; centrosome
Molecular function (GO): calcium ion binding
Source: RefSeq, a predicted model, not a curated record